CGUCAGCAUCGCCGGAAACAGGUAUGAGGGAUCGAAACUGCCAGAAACAUCAAGAGAUACAGGAAUAAACAUGUUAUUAAACAGUUUUAUUUAAGAUCUGCACAUGUCAGACUGUUCGUCGAGUAUCAAGAUGCGGAUAUAAUCUCUCUCUAAGGAAUGUAUUAAACUACAUCGUGUUUUCAUCCGGAUUGCCGUUGCGUUGCUCAAACAGAUUAGCUGUUAUGCUAAUGCUGUAAACAUAGGUUACGAAAAAGAAACGUUAAUUUAUUAAUCAUAAACAUUUAACAUCGUGACAGUGUCAUGACAGUGAACAGAUAACAUAUAUAUAUUUAAUUUCUGUGCUCAUUUACAGUGUUCAUGCACGUUGGGGAUCAAAUAGGACACGUAGACAUAACAGAUCUGUUGUGACAUUUAAUCCCUUCUGACAUUUAUAUCAUAUUUUCGGGAAAAUAUCUAAUAUUUCCUUCUCCUAUUUUUAAUCCCGAGAUAUAUCUUGAAUGUUAAGUACUUUUCAUUUGGACUUUUAAGCUGAGAAACUGGUGUACUGAACCUCUGGAAAAGGAUUUGUUACUCAUUUGGACACAUAACCUGAGAAGCAGGCAGGAUGCCGUUGCUGUUUUUGGAGCGGUUCCCUUGGCCCAGUUUACAGACAUACACAGCCCUGAGCUCGGUUCUGCUUGGUGGGUCCAUCUUAAGUGCCUACAGCACAGUCAGAGACCCAGAGUUCUCCACUCCCCUGACAGAAGACGCACACACUGAAUCCAAUGAGGAGAUCAAGCUGGAAAACCUUGGAAACCUGGUCACCAGUGUGUUACUUUAUCUCAUCACAGACACUCUGUUUGUCUGGGUUAUGGUGAACACUGCAUGCUGCAUCCUCAUGUUAAUAGCUAAAGUGAUCCAACGCAUUGUUUUUGGGCCACUGAGGGUCAGCGAGAAACAGCAUCUGAAAGACAAAUUCUGGAACUUCAUCUUCUACAAGUUCAUCUUCAUCUUUGGUGUCCUGAAUGUGCAGCGGGUGGAGGAAGUGGUGCUCUGGUGUCUGUGGUUCUCUAUGCUCAUCUUCCUCCAUCUCAUGGUGCAGCUCUGUAAAGACCGCUUUGAAUAUCUCUCAUUUUCUCCCACCACUCCGAUGAGCAGUCACGUUCGCGUCCUGACUCUUCUGGUGUCAAUUCUCGCGUGCUGUGGAGGUCUAGCAGUGCUCUGUGUAAUCGUCGGCCAUCUUCACAGCGCACACACGGUUGCUUUUAUGACGGCUGAGUGUAUGUUGGUGACGGUACGCACGGGACACGUUAUCAUACGGUACUCCAUUCACCUGUGGGACUUAAACCAUGAGGGCACCUGGGAGAAUAAGAGCUCAAAUAUCUACUACACCGACUUCAUCUUGGAGUUGGUCAUUCUCUGUCUGGACCUGAUGCAUCACAUCCACAUGCUGCUCUUUGGUAACAUCUGGUUGUCCAUGGCCAGUCUGGUGAUCUUCAUGCAGUUGCGGUAUCUCUUUCACGAGGUCCAGAGGAGAAUCCGCAGGCAUAAAAACUAUUUGCGUGUUAUUGAUAACAUGGAGUCCAGGUUUGCUGUGGCGACACCCGAUGAGCUUGUGGCUAAUAAUGACGACUGUGCCAUCUGCUGGGAUUCAAUGACUACAGCACGCAAGCUGCCCUGUGGACACCUGUUUCACAAUUCCUGUCUGCGCUCCUGGCUAGAACAAGAUACUUCCUGUCCCACGUGUCGUAUGUCACUAAACAUCAACGAAGGUGGCAGAGAGCGACAGGAGGGCCAAAGAGGGCCGCUGGAUGAAACCGUGGCCGCUGGGCCGGGAGCAGACGCUAGACAGCACCUCAACCAACACAAUCACUUCUUUCACUUUGAUGGGUCCCGCAUUGCCAGCUGGCUGCCCAGUUUCUCUGUGGAGGUCAUGCACACCACUAACAUCCUGGGCAUCGCACACGCUAACAACUCGCAGCUCAACGCCAUGGCCCAUCAGAUCCAGGAGAUGUUUCCACAGGUCCCUUAUCACCUGAUCCUGCAGGACUUACAGCUCACACGCUCUGUGGAGGUCACCACUGAUAACAUACUGGAGGGAAGGAUACAGGUGCCUUUUCCAACACAGCCUGUGGAGCGCUCACCCAUACAAGUAAACCCUGCUUCGGAAGAGUCAGCCGGUUCCAGCAGCAAUUCAGAGGUCAUCGCUCCUGCGCCCGAAGACUUCGAGGUACGGGGAAGUCGCUUUUCAAAAUCUGCGGAUGAGAGACAAAGAAUGCUAAUGCAGAGAAAAGAAGAGCUACUCCAGAGAGCUCGCAGACGUUAUUUAAUUAAAAAACCCGAUGAGGGAGACCUCUCCUCCUCGGCCGAUUACGACGAGGAUCCACCUUCUAUAGAGGAUGAAGACUCCGACUGGGUGACCCUGCGGCGCAGGAGGCUGGCGGCCGCAGCCGAGAGACGCAUGCAUAGGCAGACAGACCCGCCUCUGUGAGAUGAGCUCCACCCACGUCCACGUGUCCGGCACUGCCCAUAUAUAAUCCUGCCCACGGCUUAAUCAUCGAAACGGAAGCCGUUCUUAUUCCACCUAUCUUAAGCCGAGCGAAAACGUGCAUGAUGCGACUUUGCUGUGAUACAAUCCUGCCCGAUUGCAAAAAUCUUAACUACUACACAACAAAAGAUGCCCAUUUCAUGAGAAUUAUUUGAUUUGAUUAUUUAAAUUACAGUAAAGAAGGCAGGUUUGAUAUUUGAGUCAAAUCUUUAUUAAAUUCAUAUUUGAGUGACUAAAGCAUUGGUUGUUUGGCUGCUUGCAUGUUUCAAACAUUAGGAACGUUUCUGAAAUAUUAGAUUAUUGCGUUCCAUUCAAAAUAUUUGGUUCAAAUGUUGGAUUUUAGAAUUAGGAUUUUGUGUAAAAUUAACAAUUUAAUUAAAUUUGUUUCAUACUUAUAUUUAGAUUUGAGUAAAGAUAUGGCGUUUGUAUUUGGCAUCUGUAUGUCAGUUUUGUUGUUUAUUGGUUUGGUGAAGAAAGAUAUCGGCCUAUAGGUGGCUUGUGAAACUUGAAUCUGAGCUCUUAUAAUGCCAACAUGGCAUUUUUUUGGAUUGUUAAGAGGGAACGUCGUGGCGUAGAUCCUGCUGUCCGUAAAGAGUUGACAAAAACUCAUCUAUUGCAUUUUGACAGAUCAGUGCAUUGUAAGAUUUGUUCAUUUAGUCGUGUGAUGCAGUUUAUCUUGCCGUAGUGUGUUAUUAAAAACGCAGGUUUGAUUUAAUUUAUCUUGAGUUUUGUUUAUCUGUCGACUUUAAAUUUAUUUCUGCACUUAAAUUAUUUUCUCAAUCAGAAAUUAUGGUCUCCUUUCUCACCGUUAUAUUUUUUUUUAUUUAAGAUCUGCACAAUUCAGUUUUAAUUUUAAUAUUGUCACCUAUAGUUUUAAGUGGAAAGCAUAUAUUCAUGUAUGUUUUAGUGUAAAACGAGUACGGUUGAAUCAAGUGAAUUAACAGUUUAACAAUCAAAUUAGUUUUACUCGUGUUUCAUGUAUGAUGGCCCUAUGUGAUGGACGACUAGAAACCAUAUUGAGUCGAGUUGUUUGGAUAGGGCGUAUAUAAAAUGGUCAACAGGUCAGUUUUGUAGCAUUUUGUUGUUAGAAUUUUUUUGCAUUUGUAUUUAAAUGGUUAUAAAGAUGUGUACUAUUCACCGUACUAAUGUACUAAAAUACUAAUGCCUAUAAAUUCUUAUUUUUUUACUGGCCCACGAUAUACAUCACAGAUAACAUGCUAUUUUGGCAAUUCAGAACCUUCAUUUUGAGUUCGAUGUGGAUAAGCUUUUUUGUAAGUUAAUAUAAAUUUACGUUAUGUUUAAUAAAAAAAUGCCUUCUGUUGAAUCAAACAGGACUCAAAUCCACAGUCACCAGUUUUGUGUUUCAUUGAGAAUGUAGUGCAUUUUUUCGACCUCAUAAGCCGUAUAUAUCUCUAAUGUAUCUCUAAUGUUUUACACUGUGAAUAUACUGUUUACAGCUCUAAAAUUUGGUCACUUUUAUGUGAAUGAUUUUUUCUAUGCAUGAAAUCAAUGUUAUGUCUAUAAACCAUCAAAUAUUUCCAAAGAUAUCCCCAGUUUUCUCUACUAAAGAUGAACAUUGUGAAACCAUAGGCUUAUAUGUUUUGGUCGCACAGAUGCACCUUUAACAGUAUUUCUUAAAACUACUAAUUAUUAAAUAUCCACUGGACUUUGUUCACAUGAUAUUGUUCAUGCUGUUUGCUGGAGUGAAGAUUGCUCUUUGUACAACAUUUAUUAAUUUGUGCCUGGAAUUAACAGUGGAUUUAAUAAUAGUUUGAUUUAUGUAAAUAAUUUUGUAAUAAAGACUGUAUAAUACAUGUGAAAUGACCCUGUACAAAAUAAAAGUCACAGCUGCUUUAGAGCUUUUAAGCAUA
Paramisgurnus dabryanus is the source of this 4398-nucleotide messenger RNA. RefSeq names its product autocrine motility factor receptor a (gene amfra). Gene Ontology annotation, biological process: protein K48-linked ubiquitination; ubiquitin-dependent protein catabolic process; endoplasmic reticulum unfolded protein response. The record is from RefSeq and is a predicted model, not a curated record. NCBI's taxonomy places the organism in Eukaryota, Metazoa, Chordata, Actinopteri, Cypriniformes, Cobitidae. Gene Ontology annotation, cellular component: cytosol; ubiquitin ligase complex; endoplasmic reticulum. Gene Ontology annotation, molecular function: ubiquitin protein ligase activity; ubiquitin binding.